This is a messenger RNA of Echinococcus granulosus, 441 nucleotides long. RefSeq lists its product as hypothetical. The transcript is spliced from 3 exons. Lineage: Eukaryota; Metazoa; Platyhelminthes; Cestoda; Cyclophyllidea; Taeniidae. Bases 1 to 441 code for a protein of 146 amino acids. The record is from RefSeq and is a predicted model, not a curated record.
AUGCCACCUUCUGAUGGCGACAACUGCAACGCUGCAUCAAUGGAACGCCUCGUCGCAUACACGCGGCGGGCCGGAAUGGAGGCAGCAGCAGGAGCUAUCGAGGAUGGGGCUGUUCCCUGGCGGAAACUUCGCGAAUGUCAACGCGAUCUGAAGGCGGACAUUAUGGAUUGGCACAUGCAAAUAAACAAUGCCAACGCCUCCGUCUUAGAAAACACUACCACAUCUGCCGCUGGUUUCAUUUUUGGAAACCUGCGAAUGAAACCAAGCAGUGCAAACAAAUCCACCAACGCAUCCAACCGUACUACCCCCUACGACAAGGACAUCUACAAGUUGUACAGACGAAAAGUAUACAGGAGACAGGGCUACACUCGAGUACCUGCAAAAUUCCCGAAGCAGAUGCAUGGCUCCAACCCACUUUACGUUAGGUACUUACCCCGGUGA